Molecule: messenger RNA, 603 nt
Organism: Gigantopelta aegis
Lineage: Eukaryota; Metazoa; Mollusca; Gastropoda; Neomphalida; Peltospiridae
Product: ribonuclease P protein subunit p20-like
Exons: 1
Coding region: 99-554 (151 amino acids)
Biological process (GO): tRNA 5'-leader removal
Cellular component (GO): ribonuclease MRP complex; nucleus; nucleolar ribonuclease P complex
Molecular function (GO): nucleic acid binding
Source: RefSeq, a predicted model, not a curated record
GUUUUUAAUUAAAUAUUUGUUGAGAAUAAGUUUUGACCAUUUCCUUUAUUUUAUAGUGUUUUCAUUGCUUUGUAGUAAUAAAAUUGACUUUGCUAACUAUGGAAAUGCAAAACGAAGAUGGCAAAAGGAAAACCAACAAAAAAGACAGCGACGAAGGAAAAGAUAUGCUUGAUAGAGAAGAAUAUACGUUACGAAAGCGUCUGCCUCCAAGAUUACCGAAGAGAAAAAACGAUGUUUACAUCAGUAGACGAGUACAUUUUCAAGCACAGUUAAAACGUUGUCAAAAACUUUUAGACAGUGGUAAUGAAGUGUACAUACACGGACUUGGUGCAGCAAUAAACAGGGCUAUAAAUGUGGCACUUCAGCUAAAGGAGAAUGGACGAGGAACGGUUGAGGUUUCCGCUUACACAUCCACUGUGGAUUUGGCGGAUGAUCUGGAGCCAGAUAAUGAUGACGAUGAACCAGAGGUCUCACACAGGAACAAUUCAGCUGUACAUAUUAAAGUUUAUAGGCCAGAUCUGCCUAGUACUGCUAAAUCAAAAGAUGGACAAUAACGUAUGCCUGUAUUAUGUAUAAUUCAGUAUUAAAAUAACUAAUUAAAAA